UUGCCAAUGGAUCGUUUCCAAUCUUCCAUUGUUUACCCUCCUCGGUUUUUAGAUUUACGUAUUUUUUUUUUUUUUUUUAGUUUUAGUUUCUAACUUUUUUUUACAAUUUUCAAGUUUUAGUUGUGUUUAUCGAUAUCAAAACUAACCGCUUAAUUUUGUGUUCUAUAAUUUUUAUAGUUAUAAGCUUACCGGUUUUUAAAAUGGCUCCUAAGAAGAGGGAAAAAGAACUGGACAAAAACAGAAUAGAUCAUGCACAAGCUGAUCAUGAACUAUUUCUACAAGCCUUUGAAAAACCCACCCAGAUUUACAAAUAUUUAAGGAAUCGUAGUUUAUUUUCGCCUUUAUUUUUAGUCAGAACAUUAAGCUACAUGAGAGCGAAUCGUCCAAAAUCAAAGCGUCCCAAAAAGAAAUUGGAUAUUGACUCAUUGUUAAAUACUGUGGAAAAAAAACUUUGUGAAAAGAAAACAUGCAGCAAACGAUAUUUAACAAUUACUUAUAUUGGAUAUUAUGAUGAGAAAAUGAAAAAUGAAAAUGAACCUGUUAAAAUUGAAACUAGUCUUAUGAAAAUUAGUCACAAAAAACGGAAAGAUACUUGCCCAUUUUCAUUGGUUUCUUACGGGUUAUCAUCUGUUCCUGUCAACCCAACGUGCACUCAAUUAGGAUCACAAGCUGCUAUAGUUUCUAUUCCAGUUGAUUCAAUUAAUACUAUGAAUGGACAAUUAUCUAAAUCCCAUCAUUUAUUAGUUAGGGUUACUAAUGUAGCUUCUAAUUCAGAUUCUGAAAACACUGAACCGAGUCAAAAAAAAAGAAAAAUGAGUGUUAAAGAAGGCAACGGAGUUACUAAAAAAGAAUUUGGGGCAAAUUUAAUAAUACACGACAAACAAAAUCGUUGUUUACUUAAAGAUGGUGACUAUGAUUGUAUCGUGGAAGAAAUAAAUAUUAGUCCUGUUUCAGCUGCAGGAAAAUCAGCUUCAUGGGAACGUCUUAAAGAAGUAAAAACUGGACCUCAAUAUAGUGCUUUUGAAAAUCGUAAUAAGAUUAAAUUGCGUUUAAAAUGGUCAACUGAGCCUAAUAACACUACUGUUGAAUAUCCUCUUGUUGAUAACAAAGAAAAUAAUUGGCCAACAUCCAAUUCAAGAAAGAGUAGCAGUGUACAGAAUGCUAAUGGUUCUAUGGAUAAUUCAUCUAAUAAGUUGAAAAUAGUAUAUCAGUUUUUGUACAACAAUAAUAGUCGUCAACAGACUGAAGCUAGUGAAGAUUUACAUUGCCCAUGGUGCACAUUGGAUUGUUUUACAUUAUAUGCAUUACUUAAACAUUUGAAACUUUGUCAUGCACGAUUUACUUUUUCUUAUGUUCCAACAGGAUCUGGUGCACGAAUUGAUGUUGCAAUAAAUGAACAUUAUGAUGGGUGUUACAUUGGUUGUCCACAAGAUUUAAUUGCACAACCACAAAAAGAUGAAGCUAAGAGUGUUGGAUAUCGUAUAACUCGAGUUGGUCCUGUUAGACGUGCAGUUGUUUCAAAGAUAGUUGUUUGUCACCCAAAACGUCUUAGACGUGCAUCUUUAUCAGAAUUUCUACAUGAAUUGGAAGAUACUGAUGGAUAUGAUGGUCAGAGGCCCUAUGUUACUGGACAUAAUAGAUUAUAUCAUCAUACAUCUACAUGUCUCCCUAUUUAUCCAAGAGAAAUGGAUGUUGAUAGUGAAGAUGAAAGUGACCCUAUAUGGUUAAGGAAAAAGACAGCAAUGAUGAUUGAUGAAUUCACUGAUGUUAAUGAUGGUGAAAAAGAGAUAAUGAAAAUGUGGAAUUUACACGUUAUGAGAGAAGGGUUUGUCGGAGAUUGUCAAAUACCAUUAGCUUUAAGCAUGUUUGUUGAGAAUAAAGGAAGAGAUAUUCUUAGAAAAAACUUAUAUAGAAAUUUUAUGCUACAUCUCUGUAAUUUAUGUGACCUACGUCUUAUAAGUCCAGUAACAUUUUAUACUACUAUACAAAAAUUACAAGAUAUUAUAGCAGUUGAUUCGGAAACUAGCAAUGUUUUAUAUGAAUCUUUCGAAGCACAGCGGAAAUAUUGGCGUGAGGAAGGUGCUAAAAAAGCCGAAGAUCGUACUGAAAUCAGGUGUUUAGUGCAAAGCCCAUUGCAGUCUGAUAUUGGUACUAGACGUAAACCAGCUGGAUCAUUUUAUCCUUUAAAACUUCAAGAUAAAUUAAAAGGAAAAGUUAUGAAACAACAAAAUGGUCGUAAAGGUACUACAAGACAAAAUCCUCCUGCCACUAAAAAUGCUAACAUUGUUGAUGAAAAAAAAUCUGAUAAGAAAAGUGACAAAAAAGGAGGAUCUACUACUAGAUCUCAAUCUGCUGUUCGGACUGAUAAGCCAGAUAAACCAGUUGAAAAACGCAAUAGCACAUCUUUAAAUGGUGAAGAUCAUAAAAUAUCUGCAACUUUCACAGUUAGACGUAGGACAUUCCCUACAUUGACUGAUAAGAAAAAACCAGUUCCUGAAAAAUUGCCAACCAAUGUUUCUGAAUCUAUUAGGCGAAAAUAAAUAGGUAAUUAUUGUUGUGAUAAUUUGAAAGAAAUUGUAAUCUAUUUCCCAAUAUGUCUAAAAUGAUUUAAUUUAUAUUGUCUUAAACAUUCUCUCAAGUUCAGAGACAAAACAUGUUUAUUAUUACUAAUAUAAUUACUACGAUAAUUAUUUUAU
Molecule: messenger RNA, 2696 nt
Organism: Sipha flava (yellow sugarcane aphid)
Lineage: Eukaryota; Metazoa; Arthropoda; Insecta; Hemiptera; Aphididae
Gene: Su(z)12
Product: polycomb protein suz12-B
Exons: 11
Coding region: 201-2540 (779 amino acids)
Cellular component (GO): ESC/E(Z) complex; nucleus
Molecular function (GO): chromatin DNA binding
Source: RefSeq, a predicted model, not a curated record